Molecule: messenger RNA, 882 nt
Organism: Psilocybe cubensis
Lineage: Eukaryota; Fungi; Basidiomycota; Agaricomycetes; Agaricales; Agrocybaceae
Exons: 8
Coding region: 1-882 (293 amino acids)
Source: RefSeq, a predicted model, not a curated record
AUGCCCCUGGUGACAAUCUUCACUAGGCACGACCCACUCAAAAGUGAGGCAUUUACAUUUUUAGCUGGGAGCCUGGGUAGUCUUUCAUUGACCUUGUGGUUUACCCCCGUUCUAUGGACUUUCCCUAGCUUCCUAAACAACUUGAGAGCCGAAGGAGUUGACACUGAAACCAUCGUUAGGCUGACUAAAUUUUCUGAACUUAAUUUGAUUCGCGUUGUCUUCCGAUUCUUGUUCACUGUUCCAUUGCUGAUCUUGGGAGUCGAUGGCGUUCGUCCACACAAUCACGUAAACGAAAGCAUGCUAUGGACAGAUUUCUUGACCACCGUUGCGGGUCUUGGCUGCUGCAUUUCCUCCGGUAUCACACUUGUUAUUUUCUUCCCCAGGUCCAUCGAGGGUGAAAUUGCGGCGCGCGACGCUGCGAAGGAACGCAAGCGAACCCGAUCAGCUGGGUACUCGGCCAGUGCGGCGGACAUGGAUUCACUACACAGGCAACCGACCACCUUCCAAAAUAAUCAGGUUUCUACCGGCGGCACUUACCUGCUCACCUCGUCGCCAGUCAAGCAGACGCUGAGUCUCGAUGGACAUCAUGAUCAAAGCAACGACAUUGCCUUCCAUAUUGGUCAUAACACCUGGGACAACUUCGACGAAGAGCGUGAUAUCCCUGCGGCUUUGCCUGCAAUGAAACCCCUUCGGAAGAAACAAGGUCAUGACAUAGAAAUGAGCACCGUGGAUACGUUGUCAGAGAGCAACCUCUCUGCCCACAACUUGAGAGUGUCAGGUGUCAAUCCUAUGAUUUCGAACUUUAGGUCACCAAUUGACUUCCGUGGGGUUGAUGCAAGCGGAAACAAUUCGCGUUUGACCUUCUCGAGUCGCAAGACAUAA